Messenger RNA from Odocoileus virginianus texanus, 3861 nucleotides. Lineage: Eukaryota; Metazoa; Chordata; Mammalia; Artiodactyla; Cervidae. The record is from RefSeq and is a predicted model, not a curated record.
GAUUUGUGGGACCACUGGGUACCAUCAUCAUAAAAUGUAAGGAUUUUCGAAUUAUUCAGUUGGAUAUUCCUGGAAUGGAAGAAUGUUUGAAUAUAGCCAGUUCCAUUGAGGCGUUAUCUACCCUGGACUCCAUCACUCUGAUGUACCCUUUCUUUUACCGGCCCAUGUUUGAAGUGGUAGAAGAUGGCUGGCAUUCUUUCCUCCCUGAGCAAGAGUUUGAACUCUACUCUUCAGCAAUCAGUGAAUGGAGGCUAAGCUAUGUCAAUCAGGAAUUUGCUGUGUGCCCCUCUUAUCCACCAGCUGUCACAGUGCCCAAAGCCAUCGACGAUGAUGCACUUCGGAAGGUAGCCGCAUUUCGCCAUGGAGGCCGCUUCCCAGUUCUCAGUUACUAUCAUAAAAAGAAUGGAAUGGUUAUUAUGCGAAGUGGUCAGCCACUCACUGGCACAAAUGGGAGGCGGUGCAAAGAAGAUGAGAAACUGAUAAAUGCUACCCUCAGGGCAGGAAAGCGUGGCUACAUCAUUGAUACUCGACCUCUAAAUGUAGCUCAGCAGGCUAGAGCCAAAGGAGGCGGCUUUGAGCAAGAAGCUCAUUAUCCCCAGUGGAGGCGGAUUCACAAGUCCAUUGAGAGGUAUCACAUUCUUCAGGAGAGCUUAAUCAAACUCGUGGAAUCUUGUAAUGACCAAACACAAAACAUGGACCGAUGGCUCAGUAAACUGGAGGCCUCCAACUGGCUGACUCACAUCAAAGAGAUUCUGACAACUGCCUGUCUGGCUGCGCAGUGUCUUGACAGGGAAGGAGCAUCCAUACUGAUCCAUGGAACAGAAGGAACUGAUUCCACACUCCAGGUUACCUCCCUGGCCCAGAUUAUCUUGGAACCAAGAAGCAGGACCAUCCGUGGCUUUGAGGCCUUAAUAGAAAGAGAGUGGCUGCAGGCUGGUCACCCGUUCCAGCAGCGCUGCGCGCAGUCAGCCUACUGCAAUAGCAAGCAGAAGUGGGAGUCACCCGUGUUUCUUCUCUUCUUGGACUGUGUGUGGCAGAUACUUCGUCAGUUCCCUUGUUCUUUUGAAUUUAAUGAGAAUUUCCUCAUCAUGCUCUUUGAGCAUGCUUACGCCUCACAGUUUGGAACAUUUCUGGGCAACAAUGAAAGUGAAAGAUGUAAGUUGAAGCUGCAGCAGAAAACGAUGUCUCUGUGGUCCUGGGUCAACCGGCCCAGUGAACUGAGUAAGCUCACCAACCCUCUCUUUGAAGCCAACAACCUUGUCAUCUGGCCUUCUGUUGCCCCACAGAGUCUUCAGCUGUGGGAGGGUAUUUUUUUACGCUGGAACAGAUCCUCCAAGUAUUUGGAUGAAGCAUAUGAAGAAAUGGUUAACAUCAUAGAAUACAACAAGCAAUUACAAGCGAAAGUAAACCUCCUUAGGAGGCAGCUGGCAGAACUGGAGACUGAGGAUGGGGUGCAGGAGAGCCCCUGAAUCCUACCCAUUGCAGCCCUCACAGGACCGUGCAGACUGGCAGCCCACCUCUGUCUCCUCUGCCCUCAGCUCGCCGCCACACGUUCAGCCUUGGACGGGUUUCAGGAGUGAGAACCUUCUAAUGUAACGGACUCCUCAGUACUUUAAGAAUGGGACUUACUAUUACUCAUGUGACACAUGGCCUGUUGGGGCUCUUCACUUUGGGAGCAGGAAGGAGGUGCUAGUCAUUUUAUGUGAAACAGGUGACCUAUUUAAUGCCGUUUGUGUUAUACACCAUUUCAUUGUAAGCUUUUCUCUGCAUCUGCUUUGCAAACAGUGCUCCAGACCAGUCAAGGAUAUGACUAAUCUCUUUAGGGAAUAUUUGUUAGUUUAAAAAAGGAUCAGACUUCUUAAGCACUCCAAGUAUAGAAAUAUUUUUCAAAACUGAAAUUGCUGUUAAACCAAGACUUUUUUGUUUAACAUGCUGUUUCCAAUAUCUCUGCCAGAUAAAAUAGCCCUUCUUCUUUUAACACAGUUUUGGACUGACAAGAGCGGAAUUCAUGUCCUCAUUCUGGUUUGUCAAGAAAGCAAAAGCUGAAUAUUUAUUCAAGGUAAAUUAUUUUUACAAGGGCAACAGCUAAAGUCUUCUGAUAUUUACAUUUAGAAGAAGUAAAUUUAUUUUAACCGUAGACACUAAAAAGUAUGUGCAAUUUAGAAAUAAAGGAGAAAUUUGUUACUGAUAAGGUGUCAGUAGUGUCAAAUUGGUUCUUCAGGGUUUUGGUCAUAAAUUUUAAAUGUGUCAAAUGCUGGAUGUAACAUUAAACCAUCAUUUAGAAUAGAUGUUAAUUUGUUGUAAUUAAGCUACAAAUACGGUUACCUUAAACCAGAGAUGCACUGCCCUUGUCUGAAGUUCUUAUUGCACUGGUUUAUGUACAGAAGUGUGUGCUUAAUUGUUUUGUUUUUAAAUAUUCUAAGUUUACCAAUACUAAGGUUAAGAUUUUCUUACUCCCUUGAGCCUUUUGAAAAUUUAUCUUGACUCUGCUAGUUUGUCCAUUAGACAAAUAUAAUUUAAAUAGAAGUUUAUGAACAUGAUGCAGGUAUGUUUUAAACUUCAGAAACCAAUUUGAAAUGUUCUCAGUGUUACAGAAACAGUGAUGACCUUAUGCUGUAGGCUGGUUUUUGCCUGCAACUCUUAACAGUUCGUGAUUAGGUGCUUUCCAUGUACAUUUCUACUUUGUGGCACUGCUCGUUUUAACAAAUACUUUCAAUUGUAGUUUUCCCUUAAAAGGACAGUUGGAGGGUAAUCUUUAAUAUCAUUUUGAUCCCAUCUAUAUAAAACCGUUUCAUUGUAAAAACACACCAAAACUGAACCCAGCUUUAGAGUUACGUAUCGAGUUAAAAUUUUAGCUCUUCAAAAUCAACUCUAAGAAAAUCUAUGGCCACAUUCAGAAGCUAUAUAAAGUAGCAAAUACUUUCUAUCUCCAAAAGAGUUGCCAAGACAUCUUUUUCCCCUGUUUCCUCACUCGGAGCAAAAGGCUAGACUAAUCUAUAGUCAGAGCUUUCUUUUUGGUAAAUUUGUUUUUCUCCUCUAAUUUCAGUUUUACUCCUGGCCUGUUUUCUUGACUAUAGUUAAGAAUAUUGGGGCAUUCAAGUCCUCACCUAAAGAAAGGCUAAUGAGGGAAGGAGCAAAGAUGUACUUUCUUGCUAUAGGUAUUUGUGUGCUGUGUGAAAUGUCUCUCUUAAUUUUUUAAAAAAGGAAACACUAACUUUUUUAAUGAAUCCUCAAAAUUGAAGAAGGAGCCUUUUUCUUACCAACCUGUAAGGAAAACUAGAGAAUUUUUGGUGUUUUUUUUUUUUAAAGAAGCGACUCUCAGUAAUGUUGGUUGGCUGUUGGCCAUAAGGUUUCUGUGGGUGGAAACAUUAGAGGGUUUUUUUACGCUUGGUCAUGGAGAAACUGUAUGCCAGCAUCUCAUACCUGUCUUCCUGACGAACAUUUCACAUGUGAGCCAGAGUAUGGUGAUAACGUAGUGUUUCCAUUUCUUUUCUUUCUCUUACUGAGACAGCAAUCAUAAGCAGUUUGGACAAGUUUGUGUUUUAGUGUUAAUUUAUAAUUAGGGAUUGUCCAAACUAUAGUUCUGUUUACAGGACGUAAAAACAAACUUUUGUAUCAGUGCACUUUCAAAGGGGUCAUCUAAUAAUGUAAAUACUAAGGUUUUCCCAAACUUGAGAAUUCUGACAAAGACAAAUGUUUUAUCAAUGUAAUUUUGAAGAGGGUUUUUAGUAAUACUAUUAAAUUACUCAUCCCUUGGAUGAAAAGAAUAAUUACAGUGGAUAUAUUAAUAAGAUACUUACUGAAGGUUAAGUUUGGAGAACUGUCUUUGAUAAAGGCAGCUUUAAAAACUUUCAUAAUGAA